AUUUCAGAUCUCAUCUCUUUUAAAAGUAAAUAUCAUAUGAUGCUGUAGUCAAUAAGUUUUAUAUUCUUAAACAUGUGGGUUUUUAACUAAAAGUUGGAUCGAGUUUCAAGAUAUCAUGUAACUUCUACAACCUACAAAAUAUUCCCUAUAUGUGCGAAAUCCAAACUUAAUGAUCGAGUAACAAUCUGAAAAGGGCCUUUUCUAGCAUUCCCAGUAUGAACGGUCUAGCGGAUAAUCUAUUUUGCGUGAAACACUUGGGCAAUAUCGUGAGGAUAUUUGUCAGUGUGACUCCUUCAAAUUAAAGUUACUGACUGUUAAAAACAAUGGACCCUCAUAACAGUCGCUUCUGAGCUUCUCAUAAUGAGCUUUUUCCUGUGGCAUAUUGUGACAUCUGUCUUGUGGUUUUCGUCGUCACGCUAUGCGUGACAUGUAAGAUGAUUACCCCUGAGUCUAAGCGUGCUUGAAACCUACUGGGGUCUGGGAACAGGCGCGAAUUUUAUUUUUCAAGAUGGAGGAAUGUUUUAACAAAGUUGUGUCAGUUCACUUGAAGUCUUCAAGCCGAGAAAACAGAAAGUCUGUCGUACGCAUCAAUGUAUCUUUUCGCUCGAUCUCUUCGCCAACGAACAAAGAACUUGUUGUCCGAAUCACGGAUGAAGAAGACUUGUGCUUUCUCUACAAUCUUGUUUUAGGCGAAACUGAUUUCCACACGUUAAAAAGUCAACAAGGUUUGCUGGUUGAUUUUUGUGCCUUUCCUCAAAAGUUUAUUGACCUGUUGGAACUUUGUCGAGAAGAAGAACAACGAGAUAGUCCAAAAUUUCUGCUUCAGUUUGUUGUUGGCAGUGGUUUAGAUCAAGGUGUGGCCACUCUUCAUGUGGUAGAGACCAACCCAUUUAAACAUCUGACUCACCUAUCAUUGAAAUUCCUUCCUGGAUCUGAUUCUGAAGUCAAGAAAUAUCUGGCAAACUGUCUUAAAAAUCUGCAGGAUGAGAAACAAAUCUUAGAAAGGCGUCUUGCCAGUACAGAGGCUGAUCUUCAACAAAAACUUAGCACCUGCCAAGAGGUGUUAGCAAUCAAAACAAGAGAGUUGAGCUCAGUUCAAUCAGAGUGCUCUACCAGGUCAUCUCAGUUGGAAAACAAGCAUGCACAGGAACUGGCAGCAGAAAGGGAAAAAGCACUUCAGUUGGCCACUGAAAAACAACAGAGUUUUGAGAGAGAAAAGAGAGAACUGGACCAGAAUCACCAAGCACAGACAGUGAGAUUAGAGGUCAGGCUCAAGGAUGUUGAAAACUCCAACAAAGACCUGAAUCAGAAAAAGUACCAAGCGGAUUCUUGCAUCAGAGACCUCAAGUCCAAACUAGCAACACUGGAUGAGGAAUGCAAAUUUACCAAGCAAGAACUUCAUAAACUUCGCCGUGAAAAUGGCUCACUGGAUUCAGAAAGACAUGAACACAGUAAAACACUCAGCCAACUGCAGACUAGAGUGGCUGUGUUGGAACAGGAAUUAAGGGACAAGGAACAGGUCAUAGCACGAACCAAUGAACUGUUGGAGAAUUCCAAUGAACAACGUAGAAAGCAAGAGAAGAUAUUGGAAGAAAAACAGGAGCAGAUCAAUAAAAUGGAAGCCAAUAUGACAUCAGUAACAGCCGAUGUGAUCAAGGGAAAUGAGAUAAUACAAAGGUUACAAUCAGAAUUACGGACCUACAAGUCUAAGAUGAAGCUGAAGAGUGUGGUGAUGACUAAACAAGAAAAGCUCCUUGAAGAAAAGGAAACAGCUUUUGAAAAACACAGACAGGAAAAAUCCAGCUUGGAAACCGCCUUGAAGAAUAAAGAGGAAGAGCUAAAGAAGCUGAGUGAGUCAUUGGAGACAACCACAGCCAAGCUUGAAGAAAGUAAACAACUGCUGAAGACUAAUGAAAAUGUUAUCAAUUGGCUGAACAAGCAAAUGAAUGACCAGAUGAUGUCCCAGCAACGGCUGGGGCCUUUUGAAAUGCACACGAAACCUGUGUCCACACGAGGACCGCCUCUAGUGGCAUAUUUCACGGCCAUCUUCCCCUACAUUGUGUUGUGUAUCUUAUUGGUGCGUGGUGUCACUCUGCCUGGUGCACUUGAUGGGAUCAUCUUUUACCUAAAACCAGACAGACAACGAUUCGGGCGUUGUUGGACACCUUCACCAAACUUCGUCACUAUAAGGGACGAUGCCUCUUCUGUCUUUGUGUUAUUUCAUAUCUUAUCGGGCUCUCUUGUGUCACUAAGUGUACCAUCAGGUGUGCUGCCUCCUGCAGGGGGUGUCACCCCUCUCAGCCGCCCGCUGACCGGUUUGACGCACAACGCAGAACCCUUUCUCGACGCUAAGUAUCUUCAUCCUACUGCAAAUGGAGCUCAGAGGACUGGCACCGAGCCUCCACUUAUGUCCGCUUACUUUCCUAAACCACGUGGUACAUUGCCUACCACGUGAGCACCAUAUGGAUGGCAAGUUUCCUGUGAAAAAAACUUUUGGGAAGUGUGAGAGAUGGCCUUGCGAAUCAUUGAAAUGUACGCGUGCGCAGAGAGGAAGCUUGUUUUAAAUACAAUCAAUUGCAUCGUUAAGGUCCGAAAGACACGGCCCUACGGGCCAGUUUUUUCCCACCUCCUUUUUCAACUGCGGAAAUAACUCCCUACAAGGUGCCUUCGUUUUGAGUUCUUUUCUUUCAUCAAGAAGUUGUCAUGGCUAUACAUAGAAAGCUUCUUCGAUCUCUGAAUAACUUUACG
Pocillopora damicornis (cauliflower coral) is the source of this 2748-nucleotide messenger RNA. RefSeq names its product spindle assembly abnormal protein 6 homolog. The record is from RefSeq and is a predicted model, not a curated record. NCBI's taxonomy places the organism in Eukaryota, Metazoa, Cnidaria, Anthozoa, Scleractinia, Pocilloporidae. Gene Ontology annotation, cellular component: centriole; centrosome. Gene Ontology annotation, biological process: centriole replication.